Molecule: messenger RNA, 4001 nt
Organism: Peromyscus californicus insignis
Lineage: Eukaryota; Metazoa; Chordata; Mammalia; Rodentia; Cricetidae
Product: zinc finger protein 431-like
Exons: 5
Coding region: 243-2090 (615 amino acids)
Biological process (GO): negative regulation of transcription by RNA polymerase II
Molecular function (GO): DNA-binding transcription repressor activity, RNA polymerase II-specific
Source: RefSeq, a predicted model, not a curated record
CUCCUGUCACUCAGGCCUCACUAGCAAAUCAGCACCUAUAGAGCCACCCUCCAGUCAAUGUGGGGAGGGCAUUUCCGGCCCGCCAUGCUGCAGGCUUGGGAGGUUCUUGUGAUUCCGUGUGCUGGGCUGUCACCCACCACCGAGAGCUGUGAAGAGACAAGCUCGGAAUCUACGCCAUGAAAGUAUCAUUUUUUUCCCCACAAAGAUGGCAUACAUUCAUGGCAUUAAUACUGAUCUUCUGAAUGAUUGCAUUGCAGGAUGCAGUGACCUAUGGGGACGUGCAAGUGAACUUCAAUGAGGAAGAGUGGGCUUUGCUGGAUCCUUCCCAGAAGAGUCUUUACAAAGAUGUGAUGUUGGAAACCUAUGAGAACCUCACUGCUAUAGGCUUCAAAUGGGAAGACCAGAAUAUUGAAGAUCAUUGUCAAAGUUCUAGAAGACAUGAAAGGUACAUGAUUUGUCACCCUGGAUACAAGCCAUGUGAGCAUAAUGGAUAUGGAAAGAACCCCUGUACCUCUGUCUCUCCUGGAAAAAACUAUGUAGUAGUUCCCACAAUGGGAAGACAUGGUGAUGAUAAUACAAGUGUAGAAUUAUUUGGAUUUCACACUUCAGUGGGAAUACAUCAACAACACACUUACACCAGAGAAAAGCCUUAUGAGUUUAAGAAAUAUGAAAAUUCUUUUGUCUGUCCUGGUUCACAUUGCACAUAUAAUGUGACUCAUGUUAUAGGAAAAUGUUAUGAAUGCUACCAGUGUGGUAAGGCUCUGAGUUCUUCCAGUUCUCUUCAAAGAGGUGAAAAAACUCAUAUGGGAAAAGGAUUCUAUAAAUGUGAGCAAUGUCCCAAAGGCUUUAACCAUCGUAAGUAUCUUCAAACACACAAAAGAACCCACAAUGAAGAGGAACCCUAUGAAUGUAAACAAGAUGAUAAAACAUUUAGAGCCGAUUCUUUGCAAUUAUACCAAAGAACUCCUUUAAAAACAAAACCUUAUGAAUAUAAUCUAGGUAGUAAAGAUUUAGCAUGUCACAGUUAUCUUCAAGUAUCUAGAACUCAUACUAGAAAGAAACAGUAUAAAUGUCAGCAAUGUGGAAAAGCCUUUGCAUGUCCCAGUUAUAUUCAAAUACAUGAAAGAAUUCACACUGGAGAUAAACCCUAUGAAUGUAAACAAUGUGGAAAAACCUUUGCAUGUCCCAGUUAUCUUCAAAUACAUGAAAGAAGACAUACUGGAGAGAAACCCUAUGAAUGUAAUCAAUGUGGUAAAAGCUUUGCAAGUACUGGUGAUCUUCAAAGGCAUGGAAGAAGUCAUACUGGGGAGAAACCCUAUGUAUGUAAUCAAUGUGGUAAAGCCUUUUCAGAUCCCAGUAAUUUUAAACAACAUGAAAGAAUUCAUACUGGAGAGAAACCCUAUGAAUGUAAUCAAUGUGGUAAAGCUUUUGCAAGUAAUGGUGAUCUUCAAAGGCAUGAAAGAAGUCAUACUGGAGAGAAACCCUAUAUAUGUAGUCAGUGUGGUAAAGCUUUUGCACGUAACAGUCAUCUUCAAAGGCAUGAAAGAAGUCAUACAGGAGAGAAACCCUAUGGAUGUAGUCAAUGUGGUAAGGCCUUUUCAUAUCGCAUUAAUCUUCAAAGACAUGAGCGAAGUCAUACUGGAGAAAAACCCUAUGUAUGUAACCAUUGUGGCAAAUCCUUUUCAUCUGGUAGUGCUCUUCAAAUGCAUAAAAGAACACAUACUGGAGAGAAACCCUAUAUAUGUAAUCAGUGUGGUAAAGCCUUUUCAUGUUGCAGUUAUCUUCAAAUGCAUGAAAGAAAUCAUACUGGAGAGAAACCCUAUGAAUGUAAUCAAUGCGGUAUAGCUUUUUCAUCUCGUAGUAAUCUUCAAAGGCAUGAAAGAAGUCAUACUGGAGAGAAACCCUAUGAGUGUAGUCAAUGUGGUAAAGCAUUUGCACAUAAAUAUCAUCUUCACAGUCAUGAACGAGGUCAUACUGGAGAGAAACCUUACGAAUGUAAUCAGUGUGGUAAAGCUUUUGCACGUAACAGUCAUCUACAAAAUCAUGAAAGAAUACAUAUUAGAGACAAAUCCAGUCAAUGUAAUAAGUGAGGUAAAGCUUUGCACACCAGGCAAAGACUCCAUCAUUUUGGAGAUGCCAGUACCAUGAGAUGCCCACCAAGACAAUCAGCAGUGUUGAACUGGAACCAUUCAGAGCCUAGAAGAGAACUUGUGUGUACUGCAGAUGGCAUAGCCAGAGAAGUGACCCAAGCCGUUUAUAGUAGUGCCAAAGACUGUGAGUGAAUCCCAGUCACUGGGUGUUGAGUUAGUUUUACUGUUGGAGUGAGGUUUUGCUUUUUUUUCAGAUUGUGACUGCCCUGCUUCUCUCUUGUAGGAGAAGGUAUUUAAUUUUGAUUUUUUUUUUUUACAACAGCCAUAAUUGAAAGACUUUUUAAUGUGUUUGAAUUUGUAAAAAUUGUGGAGUGUUUAUUAAAGUUAUGUUUUUAAUGUGAGUUCUAAUAAACAAAUAAGAAAGGAGUGGUUGUGACUUAAUAGUUUGUAUGCCAAGUUGAUAAGUAGUCAGUUGUACUGGCUAAUCUUAUGUCAACUUCACACACAAACUGGAGCUAUCUGAAAGAAGGAAAACUCAAUUGAGAAAAUGCCUCCAUAAGAUCCAGCUGCAAGGCAUUUUUUUAGUGAUUGAUUGGAAAGGGUCCUGGGUUCUAUAAGAAAGCAGGCUGAGCAAGCCAGUAAUUAGCACCCCUUCAUGGCAUCUGCAUUAGUUCCUGCCUCACAGUUCCUGCCCCAUUUAGGUUUCUGUCCUGACUUCCUUUAAUGAUGAACAGAAAUAAAGGCUUUCCUCCCCAGCUUGCUUUUUGGUCAUGAUGUUUCACUGCUGAAAUGCUAAGACAUUCUGUCUCAAAACAUCCAAGAAAAGGGGAAUGUGGACAGAUGGCUCAGAAAUUAAAAACACUGGCUAUUCUUUCAGUAGACACUGUUUCAAUUCCCAGAACCAACAUGGAAGUUCACAACUGUCUGUAAGUCCUGUUCCAUGGUAUCCAACACCCUCACACAGACAUAUAUACAAACAAAGCAUAUAUGCAUGUAAAAUAAAAAUGAAUUAAUUAUAAAAAAGAAUAUAUCACAUUAUGGAACUUUUCCUAACAAUCUGGACUCAUCUCUACUCAACUAAAUCUUUUGUUGUCUUUAUAUACAUCAAGAGAGCUGUGCUAAAAAUUGCAAUAAGAAGCAAUGUUCAGAGUCCAUUCAAAGAGGAAUAGAAAUCCAUUCAAUCCUUCAAUGACCAAAUAUCAUGGAAUUUCAUCACCUCCAAGUGAUAGAGGACAGAAAGAGUAAUGGCACAUCUUCAUCUUCUACAGUUUAAUGACAUAUUUGGGAGUUGGGGAUUUGACUCAAUUGCACCGCUGCUGUUGGGUACCCAAGUUUGGUUCCUAGCAUCCACAUCAGACAGCUCAAAACUACUUACAAAGCCUUGUCCUGGAUGUCUGUUACACUCUUCUGGCUUCCCUGGGAACCAGGUAUGCAAAUGAUGUGGAUGUGUGUGUGUGUGUGACUCCAUAUUUUUAAAAUAGCUUUCUUUGUAUAUUUUUUUUCCUAAAAUCAAAAAAAUUUAAUUUAGGUGUAUGUAUUGUCAGAACAUGGUCCUGGAAAGGAGUCAUUUGAGGGGAAUUCUGAAUGUUUUUUCUUAACACUGCAGUAAAGUAAAACAAUAAUCUUGUAACCUCAGAUUCUUCAAACCAUGGGAUUGUUCUUGGAAUAUGGGUUUAUGUUCCUCCCAGGUGUAGCAGAUAAGUGAGUUGACUUCAGAUUACUUUGUAUUGAUGCUGCUGUUAUUCAAUUAAAUGUGUGAACUAUUCUUUAGAUGCCUGUAUGGGAAAACAUGUUUUUGUUCCAUACAAUGUAUACAGCUUGAACUCAUGAGAACUCCACUCAUGUGUCCUUUCUUAACCCACAAAGUAUAAAUUGUCUGAGGCACUGAAUAAAGUUAUCUAUUGUAUGAUA